CCCACAUCCACCCCCUUCCAAGCCGACCGUUCCUCCACGACACGACCAUCAUCGCAAUCCGCUUCCCACCUAAGCCUUCUACCUCAUUCUCGGCUGCUUCCAUAUCCUCAUCCUCUCGCUUCGUACGACUCUACAGCAGCCAAAAUGUCGUGGAAGCUCACCAAGAGUAAGCUGCCUCCUCCUGGCCAUACCACGUUCCUCACCAGCGCAUCACCUCCUGCAUACCUCGCCUGCCGCUCUGUGCCCACGUUGUCAGCGUGCCUCCAAGGGUCUGCUCGACCUGCAUUGCGGAACAAGCAGCUCUUAUCGCAUCGCAGCUCCUUGACUGGAUCAGAGAUGACACUGACACCAUGAAUCAGAAUUGAAAGACACCCACCUGGGGGCGGCCCUCCCGGGCUUCUCCAGAACUCCAUCGACCUCUACCAUUACCGACAAGGACGAGAAGAUGGUUUCCACCCCUACGACGCCGAACCCCAGUGACCCCAAUGCCAUCGCCGCGUCAGAGGCUCUCGUGCAGGAGCCGGUGCUUAAGCCUCCUAAGCCCGGUAUCCUCGUAGUCACCCUUCACGAAGGUCAGGGGUUCUCUUUGCCAGAGUCAGCUCGGAAUGCCUUCAGCUCGCAACAUGGCGGUUCCAUGUCGACAGGGAACGCUCUCAACGCCGCUGGCUCGGUCAGGCCUGGCUCCUCCUCGCGUCAGGUUGCCGGUUCUUUCGCCAACGGCUCCGCCCGACCUCAGACCUCUGCUGGAGGCUUUUCCGGCAUUCCUUCAAACCACGGUCGAAUCUCGAGCAAAUACCUCCCCUAUGCGCUGCUGGAUUUCGACAAGGUCCAGGUCUUCGUCAACUCCGUCUCCGGCACGCCAGAGAACCCGUUGUGGGCAGGCGACAACACGCAGUAUAAGUUUGAUGUUUCUCGUGUCACAGAUCUUAAUGUUCAUCUCUACAUGCGCAACCCCAACGCCCCUCCUGGUGCGGGACGAAGCCAGGACAUCUUCAUUGGCGCCGUGCGGAUCCAGCCCCGCUUCGAGGAGAGACAGACUUUCGUGGACGAUCCCAAGGCCAGCAAGAAGGACCGGGAGAAGGCGGCUGCCGACUUUGCCAACCGUGAGCGGACCCUUGGGCACUCUGGACAGGACAUUCUGGAUGUUCAAUACGGCACCGGCAAGCUCAAGAUCGGCGUGGCCUACGUUGAGAACAGGGCGGGCAAGCUCAAGAUUGAGGAUUUUGAGCUGCUCAAGGUUGUUGGCAAGGGCAGUUUCGGCAAAGUCAUGCAGGUGCGCAAGAAGGACACCAACCGUAUCUAUGCCUUGAAGACAAUUCGCAAGGCACACAUUAUCUCGCGGUCUGAAGUGGCGCACACAUUGGCCGAAAGAUCGGUUCUUGCUCAGAUCAACAACCCCUUUAUUGUACCGCUCAAGUUCACCUUCCAGUCGCCAGAGAAGCUCUACUUCGUCCUAGCAUUUGUCAACGGUGGCGAGCUCUUCCACCAUUUGCAGAAGGAACAGCGUUUCGACGUCAACCGGGCCAGAUUCUACACUGCCGAACUUCUCUGUGCCCUCGAGUGCUUGCACGGCUUCAACGUCAUCUACCGCGAUCUCAAGCCAGAGAAUAUCCUGCUCGACUAUCAGGGCCACAUUGCCCUGUGCGAUUUUGGUCUUUGCAAGCUCGACAUGAAGGACGAGGACAGGACGAACACCUUCUGUGGCACCCCCGAGUAUCUGGCUCCUGAGCUGCUCAUGGGCCAGGGAUACAACAAGACUGUCGAUUGGUGGACUCUCGGUGUCCUCCUGUACGAGAUGUUGACUGGACUACCUCCGUUUUAUGACGAGAACACCAACGAGAUGUACCGCAAGAUCUUGUCGGAGCCUCUCCACUUCCCCAGCGCCGACAUUGUGCCACCAGCGGCCAAGGACUUGCUAGCCAAGCUACUCAACCGCAACCCGGAGGAGCGCUUAGGCGCGAAUGGCAGCGCCGAGAUCAAGGCCCAUCCGUUCUUCCACGCCAUUGACUGGCGCAAGCUGCUCCAGCGCAAGUACGAGCCAACGUUCAAGCCCAGUGUGAUUGAUGCGCUUGAUACUGCCAACUUCGACCCUGGCUUCACCGGCGAGGCACCCCAGGACUCGUUUGUAGAAGGCCCGGUGCUCUCGCAGACGAUGCAGAACCAGUUUGCAGGAUUCAGCUACAACCGACCGAUUGCGGGUCUCGGAGACGCUGGCGGCAGUGUCAAGGACCCCUCCUUUGUCGGCAGCAUCCAGGACCGGCGCUAAGCAUUUGUGGUGAAUGACUGUGAUCGGCGGCAGCGACGGGGCGGGACAGAGCACUCUGUGCGGUGAUGCUUGAGACCAGGCUGCCCUUGGAACGUUGCAGGUCGCGGCGCAUGGAGGGAAAGCAGAACAGUGGCAUUUUCAUACGGCGUUUUGGGCAGGCGUUAUCUUUGUGCUUGGAGAGAAGGCAGACAAGAGGCGCGCUUUUUUGCGAGCUUGGGUUUGUGAAUUUCUUGCCCGCAAGAAUGGCAGCAUUACAUGGAUGCAGGGGAAGCAACAGGGGUCCAGUAGAUAGACACAAUACAGUCUGUUGCGACAAACACGAAGAGGC
This is a messenger RNA of Microdochium trichocladiopsis, 2594 nucleotides long. RefSeq names its product kinase-like domain-containing protein. Gene Ontology annotation, biological process: protein phosphorylation. The record is from RefSeq and is a predicted model, not a curated record. NCBI's taxonomy places the organism in Eukaryota, Fungi, Ascomycota, Sordariomycetes, Xylariales, Microdochiaceae. The transcript is spliced from 3 exons. The coding region runs from base 446 to 2266 and encodes 606 amino acids. Gene Ontology annotation, molecular function: protein serine/threonine kinase activity; ATP binding.